ACGUGAGUGAAUCUUGUACGCGCACAUUCCAUUUUUGCAUAGUUUUCAAAACCCUAACUACUUUCUCCCCCUUUUUCUGUAAUUGAAACUCAGCAGUGUCGUAAAGCUAUAGCACCGAGAGAGAGAGAGAGACAGAGCUCCAAGCCAUGGCCAAAUGUUGCUUCAAGCUCGAACAUCCCCUCGAAAGGAGGCAGGCAGAAGCUGCUCGAAUCAGGGAGAAGUAUCCUGAUAGAAUACCGGUUAUUGUGGAGAAGGCUGAUCGUAGUGACAUACCUGACAUUGACAAGAAGAAGUAUCUAGUUCCUGCUGAUCUGACUGUUGGGCAAUUUGUAUAUGUGGUCCGGAAGAGGAUAAAACUCAGCGCUGAGAAGGCUAUAUUUAUCUUUGUUAAGAACAUCUUGCCGCCAACCGCUGCCAUGAUGUCUGCUAUUUACGAGGAAAACAGAGACGAGGAUGGUUUCCUUUACAUGACCUAUAGUGGCGAGAACACUUUUGGAACAUUCUGAGUGCUGUCAAGCUGAAUUAUAUCAUGUAAGUAAUGUUUGAAGAAGCAGCUCGGGAUCUUGUAUAUUCUUUGCUGUCAGCUCUAAUUUGUGCCUCCGAAACUUUCGAGGACAUCUCUUAAAACACGCUUCGACUCUAUGGAAACCGUACAGUAAAUAUAAUCUGGUUUAUCCUUGGACUA
This is a messenger RNA of Juglans microcarpa x Juglans regia, 685 nucleotides long. Its product is annotated as autophagy-related protein 8C-like. Lineage: Eukaryota; Viridiplantae; Streptophyta; Magnoliopsida; Fagales; Juglandaceae. The transcript is spliced from 5 exons. Gene Ontology annotation, biological process: cellular response to nitrogen starvation. The record is from RefSeq and is a predicted model, not a curated record. Bases 147 to 506 code for a protein of 119 amino acids.